GCCGGCCAAUCAAAGGACAACCCGACAUCUGUUUAGCAAAGCGGGAAGAGCGGCCUAGGUUUUCUUUCUUGGCAUUAGAAUAAAAAUUGGUAACAUACUCAUCACCUCUCGGCACCAAUUGAUCUUGUGUUGCAGUGAUUUCUACUCAACUUCUUCAUCGCCAAACUUGGAAGAUGAAUUUGCAGACACACCUUUAUGCGCAGAUAUCACGACAGGAACUAAACAAGGCCAGCACCGCGUUGCUUGGGCUACCGCAGCAAAAAGGAAACCCCUUGCCUGGACAUAUACAAAAUCCUGUUGUCCAUUGUAGUGUUAUGAACAUGGGCUCUGAAUUUGUGAAAUCACGCAAAUUUAUGGCAGAAAAGAUCUAUGAAUUUCUCAUGCUGCGUAGACAACAAACACUAGGCCCUCCGCCUAAGAAACUAUUUCAUAUGGUAAGAUGCUUAGAGGAGGGUCUAUUGAGGAGUGCUACGACCAAGGAGGAGUAUCUAAACCUGCAAACCUUGGAGAGUCGUUUACAUCUGCUGAUUAGACGGAUGAGUGACCACAACCAGCAAUUUUCACAUGCUAAUACUUCCUCUUCCAUUGGUACAAUGAUUCCGACUCCUGGAUUACCUCAGACAGGGAAUUCAAUCCUGACAAGAACUUCAUCCAUUGAUAGUUGUGUUGUUGCUAACAUUGGUCCUUUGGCUAGUGGAUAUCAACAAUCAUCUUCUGGUUUCACAAUCAGUUCGGGUGGAAAUAGCAUUUCGACUUCCAUGGGUGUACUGAGAAUAACCAGCCAAAUGAUACCCACUCCUGGAUUUAGUAAUCCUAGUAAUGAUAUGAAUAAUAAUGCCAAUUAUCGGUCUUCCAUGAACCUGGAGUCAUCUAAUAAUGUGAGUGCAUUUCCGGCUGAUGAACCUACUAUCGUAUCACAGCCAAUGCAGCAAAAGCAGCAUGUUGGUGGUCAAAAUGGUAGUAUGUUGCAUAGUAUUGGUGGUAAUAUGGGUAGGUCCACCUUGCAGCAAACAUCCUAUGGAGUAUCAUCUGGGUCCUUAAAUGAUGGGCUGGGGGUGAUUAGAAACAAUAUACCGCCAAUGCAUGGCCCGGGAACAUCAGAGGGCUAUUUAAUGGGAACCAUGCAUGGGAACUCCCCAAAACCCUCACACCAACAUUUCGAUCAACAUCUGUGUCCAGAAAUGCAGGGUGACAGAUAUGAGCUUGGUUCGUCUGAUGCUUCGGGGUCUGGAAACUUAAAUGUUCCUGUAACCACUGUUGAGUCAGUGAUGAACGAUCAGAAAUUUAAUGCAGUAUCCUUGCGGUCCAUGCCCAAUUCAAACCCCCCUUUGAUGGCCAAUCAGUCGAAUAUGCAUGCAACUCAACAGGUGAUAAGCAUGAAGCCUCAUUCAACUGAUCAAUCAGAAAAGAUGCAUCUUCAACCCCAUUAUUCAGGAAGAGAGUUUCUUGUACAAUCUCAUCAACCUCAACAAUCUCAAAAUCCUUUGUAUCACUUUCAGCAUCAGCAACUUGGUCAACAUCAACUCCAACAAAAGCAGCAAAUUCAAAGAGACCAAGUUUUGCUAAAGAAUGAUGCCUUUUCAGAGUCUCAGCUGCCAUCUGAUAUAGGUUCUAAAGUGAAGCCCGAGCCUGGAACAGAACACUAUGAAGAAAAUCCACACUCACGUGUCACUGAGCAAUUCCAGUAUUCUGAUAUGCAGAAUCACAAGGGUGAGGGCCCUCGCCCAAUAAAAUAAUGCACAAGCCCCUCCAAUGUGAGGAGAGUGUCAGCCGGGCUGUCAAGCUUGGACUUUACUUGUAGUAUGUUUCAAAUUACUUCACCAAUCAGACUAUGAUUUUCACUGAAUAUCUGCAACUUGCGAAACAAUGUAGAAAAACGUUUUAUAUUUAAAAAUAUUGUAUUAACUCUUGAAAUAUCAA
This is a messenger RNA of Olea europaea var. sylvestris, 1920 nucleotides long. RefSeq names its product histone acetyltransferase HAC1-like. Bases 174 to 1736 code for a protein of 520 amino acids. The record is from RefSeq and is a predicted model, not a curated record. Lineage: Eukaryota; Viridiplantae; Streptophyta; Magnoliopsida; Lamiales; Oleaceae. The transcript is spliced from 6 exons.